CGCGGCCGCGGUAGCGGCGGCGAGCCCGGAGCCGGAAGUGCCACGUGUCCCGAUUGCGCCUGCGCGGCUAGCGGCUGACAGGCACUUCCGGCCGGGGCCUCUCUCCUCUAUCGCUAGGCUGCCGCCUUCCAGCCCGGCGUUCUCGGCCCCACCGGUCCGACUCCCAAGCCUCAGCUCCCAGGCCAAGCCGCGGCCGCUCGCGGGCUGGGAAGAAUGCCGCGCCAUGCCUAGGGCAUGAUGCGCCGCCCUCUCUCCUCCUCGCCUCAGUCCUGAGUCGGUGGUUCCUUCCCUCCGCUUCUAGCAGUCGUUUCUCAGCUCUUCGUUUGGCGCCGUCGCAGACCCCGACCAUCCCCUUCCAACCCCGACGCGCACCGUCGUCAUGUCCCAGCCGGGGAUACCGGCCUCCGGCGGCGCCCCAACCGGCCUGCCGGCCCAGAACAGGGCCUCCUCGGCCUCGGGGUCUCUCUACACCAACGGUCCUGUCCAAAAUGCACUGAUGUCUUCACAAGUGUCAGUGAACGAAGGAUAUAAUUCUCAGCUUCCAGGAUCCUACCCUCAUCUAAUACCAGCAAAGACAUUGAAUCCAGUCUCUGGACAGUCUAACUAUGGUGGUUCUCAGAAUGUUUCUCCGUUAAGUAUUUAUCAGGGACCUGGGCAGACUCUUUAUAGACCACCUGUGGCUUCUAAUCCAGUGACACCUUCACUUCACAGUGGUCCUGUUCCCCGAAUGCCACUACCUACUUCUCAGAACCCAGCUGCUACACCAAUGCCUUCUGGUAGCUUUCUUCCUGGAGCCAUUGUACAACCACCUUUGAAUUGGCAGUAUAACUAUCCAUCCACAGGAUCACAGACAAACCAUUGUCCUCGUGCAUCAUCCCAACCAGCUGUAUCUGGGAAUACAAAUUUGACAAGUCAUCAAUAUGUUUCUUCUGGAGAUCCUUCACUUCAAAACAACUUCAUAAAAUCAGGUUCUGCACCCCCCUUAGUGAACCCACCUCUGCCUACCACUUUCCAACCAGGAGCUCCUAUUGGGCCCCCUCCAACUGGAGGACCACCUCCAGUGAGGGCACUCACGCCUCAGAAAUCAUCACAUAGAGCUGUGCCCCAGCCCUCAUAUAAUUCAGCUGUCAACCAAGAAGGUAUUACAUCAAAUACCAAUAAUGGAUCUAAUGUGGUUCACAAUAGUUAUGAUGAAAUUGAAGGCGGUGGCUUCUUGGCAACACCACAGCAUGCUAACAAGAAUCCCACUAUGAGUGUUGGGUAUUCAUAUCCCUCCUUACCACCUGGUUAUCAGAACACAGCACCACCUAGUACAACUGGAAUGCCACCCUCUUCCUUGAAUUACUCAAGUGGGCCACAGGGCUUUACUCAGACUCCCUUAGGUGCUAAUCAUUUAACUGCGAGCAUGAGUGGAUUAAGUCUACAUCCAGAGGGGCUAAGAGUUAUCAAUCUUCUUCAAGAAAGAAAUAUGCUUCCAGCAACACCUUUGCAGCCUUCUGUUCCAAAUUUGCAUGAAGAUAUCCAGAAACUCAAUUGUAACCCAGAGUUAUUUAGAUGCACACUGACUAGCAUUCCUCAGACUCAGGCCUUACUGAAUAAAGCCAAACUUCCUUUGGGACUGCUGCUUCAUCCUUUCAAAGACCUAGUGCAAUUGCCUGUGGUUACCUCCAGUACAAUUGUGAGAUGCCGCUCAUGCAGGACAUACAUCAACCCUUUUGUCAGCUUUCUGGAUCAAAGGAGAUGGAAGUGUAACUUAUGUUACCGAGUCAAUGAUGUUCCUGAAGAAUUCAUGUACAACCCUUUGACUAGAGUUUAUGGAGAACCUCACAGAAGACCUGAAGUUCAGAAUGCUACUAUUGAGUUUAUGGCUCCUUCAGAAUACAUGUUACGACCACCUCAACCUCCAGUGUACCUCUUUGUAUUUGAUGUAUCUCACAAUGCAGUUGAAACUGGAUACUUGAAUUCAGUUUGCCAGAGUUUGUUGGACAAUCUGGAUUUGCUUCCUGGCAACACUAGGACAAAAAUUGGCUUCAUUACAUUUGAUAGUACAAUCCACUUCUACAGUCUUCAAGAAGGUCUCGCUCAACCUCAGAUGCUAAUCGUUUCAGAUAUUGAAGAUGUUUUUAUACCUAUGCCAGAGAACUUAUUAGUAAAUUUAAAUGAAAGUAAAGAGCUCGUUCAAGAUUUACUGAAAACAUUGCCACAAAUGUUCACCAAGACCCUGGAAACCCAGAGUGCCUUGGGUCCUGCACUUCAGGCUGCCUUUAAGCUGAUGUCGCCAACUGGUGGUCGAAUGUCCGUCUUUCAAACACAACUUCCUACUCUUGGAAUGGGAGCCCUGAGGCCACGAGAGGAGCCCAACCAAAGGUCAUCUGCUAAGGAAAUUCACUUGACACCAUCAACUGACUUUUACAAGAAAUUAGCCUUGGAUUGUUCUGGUCAGCAGGUAGCUGUGGACUUAUUCCUUCUCAGUGGGCAGUAUUCUGACUUGGCUUCUCUGGGUUGUAUUUCUCGGUAUUCAGCAGGUAGUGUGUAUUACUAUCCUUCUUACCACCAUCAGCAGAAUCCAGUACAAGUGCAGAAAUUCCAGAAGGAACUACAGAGAUACCUCACUCGAAAGAUUGGCUUUGAGGCAGUCAUGAGGAUUCGGUGCACGAAAGGUCUUUCCAUUCAUACUUUCCAUGGGAACUUCUUUGUUAGGUCAACAGACUUACUGUCUUUGCCUAAUGUAAACCCAGAUGCUGGGUAUGCAGUACAGAUGUCUGUGGAGGAGAAUCUUACGGACACUCAGUUGGUUUCCUUUCAGUCUGCACUCUUGUAUACAUCCAGCAAAGGUGAAAGAAGAAUUCGUGUUCAUACUUUGUGUUUGCCUGUAGUUUCAACUCUGAAUGAAGUCUUUCUUGGAGCUGAUGUUCAAGCAAUUUCAGGGUUAUUGGCCAAUAUGGCUGUUGACAGGUCAGUGACUGCCAGUCUGAGUGAUGCUCGGGAUGCCCUGGUGAAUGCUGUCAUAGACUCUCUUUCAGCUUAUCGUUCUUCAGUCCUAAGUAACCAACAGCCUGGACUCAUGGUUCCUUUUUCUUUGCGGCUUUUCCCACUCUUUGUGUUGGCUCUCCUUAAACAGAAAUCGUUUCAGACUGGGACAAAUGCACGUCUAGAUGAACGCAUUUUUGCCAUGUGUCAAGUGAAAAAUCAGCCCUUGGUUUACCUUAUGCUCACAACUCAUCCCAGUUUGUAUAGAGUCGACAAUCUCUCAGAUGAGGGAGCACUCAGCAUCAACGAUCGCACCAUACCUCAGCCACCUAUUCUUCAGCUUUCCGUGGAGAAGCUGAGCAGGGAUGGAGCUUUCCUCAUGGAUGCAGGCUCUGUACUGAUGCUUUGGGUUGGAAAAAAUUGUGGACAAAAUUUUCUCAGCCAAGUUCUAGGAGUUCAAAACUAUGCAUUAAUUCCACAGAUUAUGACAGACCUUCCAGAACUUGAGACACCAGAAUCUGCCAGAAUAAUAGCAUUCAUCUCUUGGCUUAGAGAGCAGAGACCAUUUUUCCCCAUACUUUAUGUAAUAAGGGAUGAGAGUCCAAUGAAAGCAAACUUCCUUCAAAACAUGGUAGAAGACAGAACAGAAUCUGCAUUAUCAUACUAUGAAUUCCUCUUGCAUAUACAACAACAAGUGAACAAAUGAACAAAUGAAGAUAUUUGACUUAAAGUCAUGAUUAUGCAGUACACCUGAGAAUGUGUAAUACUUUCCUUUUCUAUUAGGUUUGUGGACUAAUGUGAUGAUUGUAUGUUCUCACUGUGAUUUCAACAAACUAUAGCAAAUAAAGGACCACAGCAGAGAAUCAAACAUGCUACUCUGAAAUACUGUAUUUUUCAAAUCAAAAUAUAUCUACGUACAUUUGAUUGGUUACUUUUUUCCUUUGCUGCCAAUAACGUUUGAAUUGUUAUGGAUUGAAAUAGGAUGAGACAAUAUUGCAGAGGCAAAGUACAUUUUGUAAAAUAAAGACUUCUGUGUUUCAAAUGUAUAUUUCUCAUUUUUUCCUGAAAUUUUGGCUGCUACAUCUACAACCUCACAAGACUUAAGCGUUGCAGGGAUGUUACAAAUCCAUUGAUAAAUGAUCUUUUUAAAAUCCAAAAAAUUUCAGAAGUAAAUAGUAUGUAGAAAAGCUAGAACCCAUCCCCCACACCUGUUUGUUUUUGUUUUUUUUUAAGGAAGAAAAAGGAUCAUCAUGUUAACUAAAACUAGAGUAAACUAACUCUAGACUAGUUUGAGAAGAAUAUGAAUAAUACAGUUGAGCUUUAAAAUCUGUCAGUAUUCUCUAUACUUGAAGAACAAAGUCACUUUGAUUUAAAGUGAAAACUAAUUAAGUGGUUUUCUGAUUUGACUGCAGAAGACUUGGUUGGACCCAGUAUCAUAUUCUGCAGUGAAAAGAAUUAGCUGUCUUCAUAAAUACAUUGGGACUGGCAAUGAUAAUAGGGAGAUGAGAAACUUUGGUUAUCUUGAUCCUUGAAGUGGGCUUUGGUUCAUUUCUGCUCUGUGAUGUAUAAUAAAAGUGGUAUAUUGGUGAAUUGAUGAAUUAAAUUAAAGGUUUUUAAAAUUCUGUCUCAAAUGCAUAACAUUUUUCUAAGGAGUUUAAUAAUUGGAAGCCGCUCAUAAGAUAUUUAUUCUUGGAUAUUAAACUUAUUAAAGCAUGAAUGCUGCUGUUUGAUUUGGUGGAUAUUAAGAUUACACAAAUCCAAUAUAUUGAAGUUAUGGUAGAAAUGUGAUUUCUGAACAUGCUCAAGAGACUGCUUUUUUGAUUGAGCCAGAGAAAUAUUAUAGUCAAAACCAUUGAGUGGAUUUUGUUUACAAAUAGGUAAAUUAUACAUUUGUAUAUUUUAAGUGCUGAGAUAGGAUAUCUUUAAAAGAGUUUGGCCCAUUUUUCACAGAUUCACCUUGUCUUGUAUGAACUUCUUAACGUAAAAGUUGUUCAUGUGUAAUACUUGAUGAAAAGAUUUUUGUUUCUUUGUUUUAAUGGGUUAGAAAAAUGUGUUUACAAUCUUGGUCUCAUACGAUCACCAAUGAAAUAGUAACUUUCAGGUUUACAUCAGUAUGAGCUGACUUUAACUGAGUUGUUUGGGGAUAGGGAAGAAUCAGGUCCCAUUAGAGUAUACACUACUGCUUGACUGCUGGAUCAGACUAAUUGUUUGGGUUUUAUAGGAAUAUCAUCUCCCUUAAGCAGUAUUAAGGUUUAUCUUCAGUAUGCGAGUGGUACAUUGAACUGGAAAUUUUCUUGAAAGCUGCUUCAUUAUUAUUAGGAAGCAAUUUUCAAGUUGUAGCAAAUUAAAAAGAUUUAUAUUUUCCCCUCUUUUAAAGAAACAGAGUCAUCCUUGUGCACUGAUGUUUCUUAAAAUAACUGAAAUUCUUGUGCUUGCUUCGGCAGCACAUAUACUAAAAUUGGAACGAUAUUAAAAUAACUGAAAUUCUCUUCUUAAUGUGAAUUGUAAAUGUUGAUAUUUGUAGGUCCUUUCUUAAUAGUAGAGAAGAACCUUCCAGAGGGAAAAAUUUGUGCUUCUAGGGACAGUGAUCUUCCUUGUGCCUCACUUUAGAACCCUAAGUGGGUAUGACUCUUGUUAUUGCCACAUGCUUUGUUAGUAUAUUUCACAAAUUUACUUCUAAAAUUUCACUUUAAAAAUUAUUUUAGAUAGUGUAUAACAUGUGCAAUCCAGAAUAAUUUUAUAAUAGGCAGGUCAUAAAAAACAUUAUUUUAGUUAAGAUUCAUAAUAUUUGUUCUCUGGUAAUGAGAGAAUGAAUGAACCUUUUGGAGAUACUGAUAUUAAGCAAUUUUUUUUUGCAAUACUGAAUGUGUUUUUUAGCUUGAUUUUUUUUUUUUUUUGCAGUAGGGCACUACCUAUCUCAUCUUGUAUUACUUUUUGAUGUAAAGCAACUAAUAUUUACACUAUGCCAUAUUUUUUUUAUUGUAGUUGUAAAUUAUGAACGAUCCUCGAAUUUUCUACAGAUCUACAACUACUAAAGUAACAGACAAGGGCAAUCUUGGUAUCUAAAUCUGAGCAUGGCAAUUCUACCAUAAAAAGUACUCUAUUUUUCUAAUUUCUAGGAUUUUUAAAAUAACAUUUCUGUACGUCUGACAUUAAUAUUUACUCAAGCUGUGUACCAUUUUAGUUUGCAUAUACUUCAUUGUUUUAAUUUAAUGUAAUGUAUUGAGUCUAACAGACUGUUUUACAAUAAUUAGAACAAAGGAUUUAUUUCUUCUAAUCAAAGAUGCAUAACAGCUCUUAUCUAGGGGACCAUCAAAUGUGAUUUCAAGAUUUUGUUAACUAUUUCAAAUAUAAUCCUUAUAUAGAAAUUUUAAUUUUGUAAAGUAGUGUAUAAUAUUGUAACAUUAAAUUCUUGUUUCAAAUUCAAAUAUGUAUUGAUCUUCAAUUGUGUUAAAUCUUGCUUCUCUUAAAUAUUAGAGACAAGAUUUGUCUUCCUUUUUACAGUUUGUAAUUUUCACUGUUUUAUUCCUGUAAAAAAAAGUCAUUUGUAACCCAUGCAAAUAAUCGUUUGAACUGUGCUAACUUAUCAAUUUGGCUAUUCAAUAAAGUUAUUGAAAGAGCUUA
This is a messenger RNA of Zalophus californianus (California sea lion), 6594 nucleotides long. It is a transcript of the gene SEC24A, whose product is annotated as SEC24 homolog A, COPII coat complex component. NCBI's taxonomy places the organism in Eukaryota, Metazoa, Chordata, Mammalia, Carnivora, Otariidae. Gene Ontology annotation, biological process: COPII-coated vesicle cargo loading; intracellular protein transport; endoplasmic reticulum to Golgi vesicle-mediated transport. The record is from RefSeq and is a predicted model, not a curated record. Bases 380 to 3676 code for a protein of 1098 amino acids. Gene Ontology annotation, molecular function: SNARE binding; zinc ion binding. Gene Ontology annotation, cellular component: endoplasmic reticulum exit site; COPII vesicle coat. The transcript has 23 exons.